Ustilaginoidea virens is the source of this 984-nucleotide messenger RNA. RefSeq lists its product as uncharacterized. The record is from RefSeq and is a predicted model, not a curated record. Gene Ontology annotation, molecular function: protein heterodimerization activity. The transcript is spliced from 2 exons. Gene Ontology annotation, cellular component: transcription factor TFIID complex. Gene Ontology annotation, biological process: transcription initiation at RNA polymerase II promoter. The coding region runs from base 1 to 984 and encodes 327 amino acids. NCBI's taxonomy places the organism in Eukaryota, Fungi, Ascomycota, Sordariomycetes, Hypocreales, Clavicipitaceae.
AUGUCAUCGAAACGAAGCUUGCCCCCUUCUUUAUCAGAGUCGCCGGAUGUUAGCUCCAAAAAACCCAAACUUGGCCCGGCGCAUAAUGACCACCCUGGGCCUGACAGAGCCAUCUCGAUCAUCGCCGAGAAAAUUGGCUCCAUUGUCGCCGCCGAAAUUGGAGACGAAAUUGCUGCCCGGAAAUCUCUUGCCCCGACGCAUCACGCCAACGCAAGAGCUGGUAUCCAAAGGUCCAUAGCCAUGGUCUUGAGACACGACGGGUUUGCUUCCUCCACACCAGAGGCUAUGGAAAGCUUUACUGGCCUGGUGGAAACUUAUCUCGCGUCGUUUAUCCAAGAAUGCAAGAGAUUUGCACUUUCUUCUCGUCGAGAUCACCCGAAUCCGACGGACUUUGAGGCUGCUUUGAGGCGGUUUAAUCUGCCCAUAUCAUCAUUGAAGCCACACCUAAAAAAUCCAAUACACGUCAAUCAACUUGUACCAACCUACGACAAUGUCCACGUCGCAGAGGAGGAUGCCUACACAACCCUUCCACUCCUAGGUCCGGAGCUCAGCGGCCAAGCAGACAAGGACGCGAGAAAAUACAUUCCACCGUCAUUUCCCGACUUUCCAAGCCGCCAUACUUACAAGUUCACGCCUCAGGAGGACACGAGCGUUAGGGAUUCUAAGAAAAUACGAGAGGAAGCCGCAAGGACCGCACAACAGGGCGAAGAUGCACUCAGACGCUUGGUCCGAGCCUCCAAGAUGCGAAAACAAAAAGAGGCCAAAUCCCUGGUUGAAAUAGAUGAUCAAGGCAAAGAACGCUUUCGCUUAUGGGAGUCUACCAUGAGACGCUUCACGGGAGCUGAUCCUCGCAUCGAAAACACCAAUCAAGCCGAAAUUGCCGAUCACAGCAUGAUUGUGAAUGGCGAUGCUAUGUUUGCUCGAAAAGAAGUCUCACGUCUCGGCAAACGAUCGGCGCCACUACCUCACUCCACCGUUAAAUAA